Ogataea haglerorum is the source of this 3693-nucleotide messenger RNA. RefSeq lists its product as uncharacterized. Gene Ontology annotation, biological process: endocytosis; endosomal transport. Gene Ontology annotation, cellular component: cytoplasm; plasma membrane. NCBI's taxonomy places the organism in Eukaryota, Fungi, Ascomycota, Pichiomycetes, Pichiales, Pichiaceae. The record is from RefSeq and is a predicted model, not a curated record. Gene Ontology annotation, molecular function: calcium ion binding; protein binding. The transcript has a single exon. Bases 1 to 3693 code for a protein of 1230 amino acids.
AUGUCGGGUACGUACACGCCUCCCCAAGCCACUAACGGCGCAGUCACCGGUGGCAAUCUCAAGCAGCCUCUCACUGCUGACGAGAAGAAGUUCUACAGCCAAAUCUUCAAAACGCUCGAUCUCAAGCACACAGGCCUGCUUUCCGGGCUGUCUGUGAAGCCCCUUUUGGAGGCGUCCAACCUGGCUCCGCCCGUGCUGGGAGAAAUAUGGAAUAUCGCAGACCCGGACAACAAAGGGUCGCUGGACCAGUUUGGGUUCUGUGUGGCAAUGAGACUGAUCGGACACAUCCAAAGUGGCGCUGUGCUCAGUCCAGAGCUUGCGCAAAACGUGCCUCCUCAGCUGCCCAAGUUCAGUACCAUCUCUUUCAACGCGACGGGCGGAAGCCUGCCCGUGAACACCACCGGGUCGCGGAUCUCGUCGGCCUCGUCCGUGGACUCGCAGCACGUCGUUGUUCCUGUGCUGACGCCCCACCAGGCGGCCAAUUUUGGCGCCAUGUUCGACAAAGCGGCUCCCGGCGGUGUUCUGCCUGGAGUGCAGGCCAGAGACAUCUUUCUCAAGGCCAGACUGCCUACGCAGACUCUGGAGAAAAUAUGGAACCUGGUGGACCAGAAGCAGACCGGCCAGCUUGGCAGACCGCAGUUCAUUGUGGCUAUGCACCUAAUCCAGAGCUUUCUCAACAAGUCCAUGACCAUUCUUCCUGCUGUCAUUCCAGAGCCAAUCUGGGCCGUGGCCUCGAACCCGUCCCAACCGCAGUCGCCGCUGUUGCAGCAGGCUUCUGGCGGCUCCAUUGGCUCGGGCUCUGCCAAUCACAACACCUGGACCAUGUCUCCGCAGCAGAAGCAGCAGUAUGGCGCCGUCUUCGACAAUCUGGACAAAUCCAAGCAGGGUAAGAUAACCGGCGACGAGGUGGCCAAAUUCCUCAUGACCUCGAAGCUGCCAAACGACACGCUGGCUACGAUCUGGGAACUGGCCAACUUGGACGGCUCCGAUUCGUUCAACAAGCAGGAGUUCUCCAUUGCCAUGUACCUGGUGCAGAAGAAAUUGGCCGGUGCCGAGCUCCCUGAGGAGACCCCGGCCUCGCUGAUCCAAACCAGCAAGUCCACAGACAGUCCGCAGGCGCCACCGCCGUUGCCGGCUUCUCCGUCUACUCCGCAGCAGGCCGCCAGCCCUUCCAAGUCGCACAUGGACGACCUGUUGGACGUCUUUGUGCAGCCUGCACGUGCGGCCUCGAAGCCGGCUGUGCCUCCGGUCCCUGCCUCCAGAGCGGCCCAUGUCGAGUCGAACACCACGGGCCACGGCGGGUUUGUUCCGACGUCGAACUUUGGCCGCCAGCUGCAAAGCCAGCAAACCGCCGCGGACGAGUCGUCCGACGACGACGAAGGCCCAGAGGACCUCGACCACCGGCCAUCCAGACCGGCUCCGCCAGCGAUCCCGGGCCGUGCUCAAAAGCCUCGUUUCGACGAGACAGACUCCCAGCCAACUUCUCUCCCAAGACAGCCUACUGCUAACUACGACGCCCUGAAAAGCGUGGCCAGCCCUGUUACCGAGUCGAAGGACGUUUCUCCAGCGCCUUCCCCGGCACAGUUCACACAGCAGCCGGCCAGCGUGGAGUUCACCAACCAGCCGCAACCACCGGCACACACCUCGUCUACCGACAGAGACGUGUCGAACCAGCUUUCGCAGGCGUCUGUGGACAUUGCGAAUUUCUCCAACCAGAUCAACUCUCUGACGAUACAAACCACAAACGUGAACACCAAGAGAGACAAGGCACAGAAAGAACUCGCGAGAAUCAUGAAGGUGAAGGAGGGCAUAGAGUCCAAGCUGUCGCAGCUGAAGACGCUCUACGAGCGCGAGGUGCAGCAGGUGCAAGAAGUGGAGGAGGUGUUGAUCAAGUCGCGCAACGAGUCGGACUCUUUGAAGCAGGAACUGGCUCUUGCCGAGGCCAAUUACCACUCGGAACAGUCCAAGCUCCAGAAGCUGCAGCUGGAGGUUGAGGAGACCCAGAAGGGUAAUCAGACGAUGAAAGAGCGGCUCGGCGUGCUGAAUGCUGAGUCGAUCGACCUGAACCAGCAGAUCGAGUCGCUGUCACAGAAGCUGACGCAGUCACAGAAGAUGCUUGCGGUGACGCAACAGCAGGUGGCCUCGCAGGAAGAAGAAAACAACCAGCUGAGGUCAAAAAUUGACUCUGUGAUGAAGUCGAUCAGCGAGAUCGAGCUGAGACACUCGCAGCUGCUCACGAGAUCCACAGAGCUGGAAGAUGAGAACUACGACCUUCACGAGAAGCACGGCGACUACAGCGCCCAGUUUGUAGAGAAAAACCUCAGCUUCAGCACUGCUCUUGCUUCCGGGGCCGGUUACCUUGCUGCCCAGCACGAGAAGUCUGACGAAGAGCAAGACGACGAGGAGUCUGAGGAGCAGGAGGUGCCAACGUCGACGCUGCAGAAUUUCGACGAGACCGAAUUUUCUGUGCCAAGCACGCAGGACUUGAGAAGAGAGACCACCGAGUCUGUCUCGAACACGACCGGUUUCGACUCGUCGACUAAGUCCCGUUCGGAGCCAGCCACCUCGCAGACCUCGGAGCUGGACGACGGGUCGCAGACCCAGCAGCAGUUCUCGCUUCCAUUCGGCAUUCCUCAUUCAGAAACGUCGUCCAUCCAGAACAAUCCGUCGCAAUCUGUUAGGGGCGACUUUGACCUGCCGGACUCGCCCACGUCCACCAUCGAAGAGGAGUCCGCUCCACCUGUGCUGAGCUCGCAGAUACUGCCGGAAGGAACAGAGGACGUUCCGGAGCCAAUCUCGUCCAACGAGAACGGCGAGUCGUUCGAGAUGGUCAACCACGACGACGCCAAGGACUCCUCUCCUCAGGAGCCUGCCCCUCACUACACGAUGCCGGGAAGUUUGCCGGGCGAGUUUGCACAGAUCGCAGAGAAAGAGCCAGAAUCAAACACCACUACAGAAACCUCAGACACCACAAAGAACGAGGCAGAAGACGAAGACGAAGACGAGGAUGAUCUUUAUUCACCAGCUACUAAGCCGGCUGAGCUUGCAACAGAGGCGGCCUCCGGGGAGCCACAUGUUCCUCAAGAGAGCCCAGAUCCCGACAAACCUAAGCCAGAGGAGAGCAGCGACGACGAAGAGUUCCACGACAGUAUUUCGAGCCCUGUGAAGCUGCAAAAGAGCCAGGCCGAGCCCCAAUCCGGCGACAAGUCGUUCAACCCAUUCACAGCACAGAAGAGCGACAACAUGUUCGACGACCUGGGACUCGAGGAGGCACGUCCGGAGGACUCUUUUGACGCUCCGCAGUUCGAUGAGUUCAACAACUUUGACGCGGGCACCCACGGGUUCUCGUUUUCGGCCCCAGCGGCCCAGGACGCCGCUGGAGCAGGCGCUGGAGCAGGCGCAGCCAACGACGACUGGGAGCAGGUGUUUGCUGGGUUUGGAAACGAUCCAAAUCUGCAGCCCGCCACAGAACAUUUCGAAAGCCUGCCGCCAUACGAGUUUAGCGAAGCCUUCACGGAACAGCCGUCCAACGCAAAUCCUGCGCCAAACGACUCCAUCUAUAGCCAGAGUCAGCAAUUAGCAAUUGAGGAGCUAAAGGGAAUGGGAUUUGACGAGAAGAUGGCGGUGGAUGCGCUGCAGAAGAACAGUUGGCAGUUGGACCUAGCCACGAAUUUCCUUCUGGACUCUGCCUAA